AGUGCCGGGCCGGCGGCCGUGAGGGAGGGAGGGAGGAGUGGGCGGGGGGCUCCUGGCGGCGAGCGAUCCGGUCUCCAUGGCCGUCAGCUGCAGGCUCGGCGCCUUCCUCAACCUUCGUGCCGUGUCGCGGGCUUACGGUCACUCGGUGGCCGGGCGCCUCAGGCCCUGCCCGCCGCCGCCGUCGCGGAGGGAGCCGCAGGCCCGGGGCUGGGCCGCGGGCUGGAGUAGAGCGAGCGCCGGGCCGCAGCGCCCGUACUCGCAGCAGGAGUCGCGCCAGCCUUUCCAAGAGGAGGCGUAUCCCCCACUUCCUGACUAUGAGCCCCCUCUGUUAGAAAUGGAGCAAAAUGUGUUUGUAGUGAAGGCUCGUGGUUUGCCCUGGUCUUGCUCUGUGGAAGAUGUGCUGGACUUUUUCUCAGAUUGUGGUGUGGUGAACGGUGUCGGAGGCGUGCACUUCCUGUGUAACAGAGCUGGCAAGCCAAGCGGAGAAGCGAUUAUUGAACUCCAGUCUGCGGAGGAUGUUCGGAAGGCUCUGGAGAAGCACAGAAAGUACCUGGGGCAGCGUUACAUUGAAGUGUUUGAACUAAGCAACAGUGAUGUGGACUUCCUUCUGAAGCGGCUCCACUCCAGUGAUAAGGAGCUGACGGAUGGCAGCAUCGUGCGCCUGAGAGGCCUCCCGUUUAGCUGCACCACAGAAGAUAUCACUCAUUUCUUUGCAGGUUUGGAGAUAGUAGAAGAUGGUGUGACGAUAACCAGGGAUCACCGUGGCAGAAACACCGGAGAUGCUUUUGUUCAGUUUGCAUCUCAGGAAAUGGCAGAGCGAGCCUUGGCAAAAGACAGGGAAAUGAUCGGAUCUAGAUACAUUGAAAUAUUCCGAAGCACCAAGAGUGAUCUUCGUUUGUACAUCCGCCCCUCGAAGAAAACGCCUCACUGUCCCACCACACAGGAAAUUGUAACUGACAAUGAGAGCUGUACGGUGGUGAACAAUUGCAGUACCAAUGGUGAUAUGAUGGAGAGAGAUGGAAGAGUUCAGAACAUGCAACUGCCAAAAAAUGAUUUGGAAUCUAAUCACUGUAUUCAAAGAUCUGAUGUACACAAUGUACAUAUGAGGGGCCUCCCAUUUCGAGUCAAUGGACAGGAUGUUGUUAAAUUCUUCCAGCCUUUGAAGCCUGUGCGGAUUAUUGUGGAGUACGGGCCUGACGGAAAAGCCACUGGGGAAGCAGACGUACAUUUUGCCACACACGAAGAUGCUGUUGCUGCUAUGACGAAAGACAAAUCGCACAUGCAGCAUCGCUAUAUAGAACUCUACCUGAACUCGUUAUGCUCGGGGAUUCCUGCCGGACAUAAUGAUCAAGGAAUUCAAGAGAAAGGUUCUGAAGAGAGGUAAACAGUUACUAAUUUGGAAGCGGCUCUGGCUUUGGAAGUGACACUUUCCACUUGAGCAAAUUACCUAAACACUAGGCAAAACUAACAAAAGUGGUACAGGAGCUCAAAGCUGCAUCAAACCAGUUGGAGUAACUGUGACAUACUUAUUGAUCUCAUUAAUGAAGGGGAAAUUGAUUUUUUUUUGGUACUCCAAGUAGCCUAUAUUGCAAAUUAUGCCUCUUGUAACACGUUUUAAUGUUACAUUACUUGAUAAAAUAAAUCCAGGCAUUUUAACAAGU
This is a messenger RNA of Pristis pectinata (smalltooth sawfish), 1661 nucleotides long. RefSeq names its product G-rich RNA sequence binding factor 1 (gene grsf1). The record is from RefSeq and is a predicted model, not a curated record. Lineage: Eukaryota; Metazoa; Chordata; Chondrichthyes; Rhinopristiformes; Pristidae. The transcript is spliced from 10 exons. Gene Ontology annotation, biological process: regulation of RNA splicing. Gene Ontology annotation, molecular function: RNA binding. The coding region runs from base 77 to 1384 and encodes 435 amino acids. Gene Ontology annotation, cellular component: ribonucleoprotein complex; nucleoplasm.